AUGCUGUUGAUUCGGGGCUUGCAUUGGAGGAUCUGGGGGCUGUGUUGCAGGGAAAGAAUUUGGACACGAUUGUCGUACCGAAAGUGGAAAGUGCGGGAGACCUGUCAGUUCCUGCCCACUCUCAUCCCCACACGUCCUCAUAAUUCUCGCUCAACCCCCCGCCUCUCGGGUCUAAUGUUUGCGGCGGAGGACUUUGCAAAGGACCUCUCCAUAACACGCACCCCCUCGCUAACCGAAUUCCUCCUCGCCAGACAGACGAUUGUCAUGGCGGUGCGGGCAUACGGCAUCCCAUCCGCGAUAGACCUGGUCUGCACGUCCUACCGGGACGUCGCGACUCUCGAGCGGGAAUGUCUGGACGGGGUAGGGAUGGGGUUUAACGGGAAACAGGUCGUACAUCCUUCGCAGGUGGAUGUCGUGCAGAGGUUGUUCCUGCCCGGAGAGGAGCAGGUGCGGGCAGCCGUCAAGGUGUUGGUCGCCGAAAAGGUUGCGGAGGCGGAGGGGAGGGGGAGUUGGGGGCUUGACGGGCGGAUGGUCGAUAGGCCGGUUAUUGAGGCCGCGAGAGGGAUUGUGGGGAAGAUGGAGGCUUCUGGGGUGGAUAUCGGUGGUGUUUGGGGGGCGGAGAAGGGGACGAAACCAGAGUAG
Molecule: messenger RNA, 642 nt
Organism: Tuber melanosporum (Perigord truffle)
Lineage: Eukaryota; Fungi; Ascomycota; Pezizomycetes; Pezizales; Tuberaceae
Exons: 4
Coding region: 1-642 (213 amino acids)
Biological process (GO): oxaloacetate metabolic process
Molecular function (GO): catalytic activity; magnesium ion binding
Source: RefSeq, a predicted model, not a curated record